UCUUUCGCUUUUCGCAGUUGUGAAGGUACCAAACUGUUUAAAAUCAAGACCAAAACCAAAGAAGAAAUCAAUCACAAUGCAUACCCACGUCGAGAUGGAGAUCUCUGCAGCUUCCGAGCUGCAGAAGAUGACCACUGUCGAGGAACAAAUUGCAGCAGCAGUUGUAGUUCAGCCACCUUCCAACUUCCUCCAGGACGGAGAUGAUGACACGCGGAAAAAGUGGAUCACCUGGGGCGUGAUUGCGGGCGCUGUUGUGCUGGCGCUGCUUCUUCUCUGGAUCAUCUGCUGCUGCUUCUGUGGCACCUGCCGUUGCUUCAAGGACUGCAUGUGCGCCGUGUGCUGCUGCCGGGAAACAAACCGCGGGAUUGGCGCUGUAUCCAAAGGAUGAAAUUUCAUAAUUCACGGACACGCAUAACAAACUACCGUAGUACGUACUCUUGCUUGACAGUUCAAAUGUUCUGGUGGUGGGCGUACUACUUCGUACUAUUGAUUGUAUUUGGCAAGAGAAGUGUCCACCUCUUCUUGGAAGUUGCUAGUCAAUUUUGUCAUGCAUUUUGUGCACGUGCUGUGCCUGUCCGGGAAGAGAAGAUGAAACGAAUUUUGCACUGCAUACCCUGGCAGCUCAGCGCACGAAUCUUCACGUCGGGACAAGGGUGGGUGUUGCGCGCAAAUGUGCCCGUGCUGCAAGAUAUUCCACAGAAAAAAGCAGGCAGGUCAUAGAUAUUUUUUCUCAUGCAAAAGUAAAUACACAGAAACGUCUGUCAUGGGCGGUCUCAUAGCCUGCUGUUUAGGAUAUGCCAUACAGAUUUGAUUUUUUUGUGUAUUUUUGCGUUACAAAUGAUCUGACCUACCUGCUUCUUUCUGUGUGAUACAAGAAGAAGAAAAGCAGCAGCUCUUCGUCUGCGACAUCGUCCACAUUUCAUUCUUCGAAAAGUAUCCAAAGUCUGAGGACAGCUGCUGCCCCGUUGCUUGUUUUUCCCUAUGCCCAUCACAAUACUCCGUAUUUAAGCACAAGGAUAUUAAGCAAGAAGAUGAUCAUGAUGCAGUUUCUGCUUUUCGAGCUGCAGUUCGUAGUAACGUAGAUGGGGUUUUUGCAUGAGAAAAAAAAGAACUACUUUUACAUAAUGAGCAAGCAGGGCGAGUACAAGUAGGGGCAGUUCAUUUUUGUUCCCUACGAUACUAGCAAACUCCAGCCCCCGGUCCGCAGAUCGUUCGAGGGACCAGCGCAGAAGGCGGGGCGAGGGCCUAAGCAAGAAAAAAACUGUGUAAGUGUAAAUGUGUGAUGCAGAAAAUGCAAAACAAUUAUACUUGUCAUGCUGGAAGUGCGUCAUAGGCUACUAUCAUACGCGUUUCCACGUACUAGCUACGCAUGACAGGUUUUCCCUGUAAUGCAAAGCGAAUUUGUGAUGCUGCUCUUCCUACAAAGUUACACUUACACAGUUUUUUUUCCUGGAUAGGGCCACGCGGACGCCUACACCGUGCUCUCUGGAUCCUCUUCGGAAUACUCGUACAACUCGGAUGAAGCCGUGGUGUCGGCAGCGGAGUGAAGAAGGAAAGGGGAUGUAAAAUGUUGGACGAGCAGUCGUCUUUUUCUUUGGUUUUAUUGGGCAGUGAACACGUGAGAUGGAGGUGAUGU
Messenger RNA from Amoebophrya sp. A120, 1636 nucleotides. Lineage: Eukaryota; Dinophyceae; Syndiniales; Amoebophryaceae. The record is from the annotation of a GenBank genome assembly.